Molecule: messenger RNA, 1139 nt
Organism: Theileria equi strain WA
Lineage: Eukaryota; Apicomplexa; Aconoidasida; Piroplasmida; Theileriidae
Product: signal peptide containing protein
Exons: 2
Coding region: 15-1139 (374 amino acids)
Source: RefSeq, a predicted model, not a curated record
AUCAUGUUUUAAUCAUGGCUCUAAGAAAUUACGCGAAUAUGACAUGUAUGUUGCUAUAUGUCCUGUGUCUAACCAUCGCAAAUGCUUCAACGUUGAAGAAAGAAGCUUCAAAUGGUCCAUGGGAACUAAAACCAGAAGCCGAACCUGCUGCAACGGCACCCGUCCUUGGGGAUUACCUUUCAAAGAAGGAUUUUCAAAAUUACAAUGAAUUGUCUAACCUACUGGAUGAGGAAUCCAAGAGUCCAGGCGAGAUGAGCGCAUCGAAAAGUGGUGGUAAUGCUGCAGUAUUUGAUAGCAAACCAGCAUUAGAUGCCACAGCUGAACCCACUGAAGAUGAAUUAUCUGAUCAUGAACUCCCUGAUUUGGACUUGAAGGAUGAGGGUACUGCUCAGCCUCCCAAACAGCAACAGAAUCCACAGGUUCCAGCAACUCAUCCUCAUGAAGAACAUGUAGUACACUCAGAAAAACACGAGCAGCCCUCAGCAGAUCACCUACCAACCCCUACCCACGAAGAAGCUCAAGUUCAUCCAAACAUAGAUCAUUUUCAACAUGUUGAUGAUCAUGACCACAUAUUAGGUGAUUUUGAAAAACAUGUUUCCUUUGUUCCUGAGCACGGUGUUGUUCGCCCACACGGUUUGGGUUCUUUUGAACAUGUUAUUCACCAUGUUGUACAAGCUCAAAGACUUCCUUUGCACCAAGGACAUAAUGGAUUUCCACAUGAUGAUAAAUGGCAUAGGGACGCUGUUUUAUCCAGUUUGCAUGUAGAACAUCCAGAUAAGGUAUGGAAUUCUCCAGGAAAACUUAACGAAAAACUGCGUGGGUUUGCAGCUACAAAAUCUGCAGGUCCCACCUUUGGACGUGGAGAAACUAACAGAAUUUGCGACACAGUAUGUAAUGCAAUGGGUGUUUGCCAUCAAGAAUGCUUUUGCUCAAAAGAUCCCGGCUGUCUUUGCACAAAGGAAAUGCGCCUACUAACCUCAAUUUGUGAUGUUCUGCUUCAAGAUCCUGAUAUAGGUUCCAUGUGUACUAAUCCAGAUUACAACACUAAUCCUGAGCAUUAUACCGAUGUUAUUUCCAAUGCAUACCCUGUAGUUAGACAUUCUCUUUGCAGUACUAGACUUCAUACUGUCUGCAAGUAA